Molecule: messenger RNA, 1506 nt
Organism: Uloborus diversus
Lineage: Eukaryota; Metazoa; Arthropoda; Arachnida; Araneae; Uloboridae
Gene: Xe7
Product: A-kinase anchor protein 17A-like
Exons: 4
Coding region: 169-1470 (433 amino acids)
Source: RefSeq, a predicted model, not a curated record
AGAAAAUUUUGUUUUCUUUCCAUGAUAAAGGAUUAACUUCUAUCACUCUUCAUGAUUUAUUUAUUAUGAAAAGAGAGCGAGGAAAAUAUUCGAAACGGUUCACUGUUUUUUUAAAUAGUCGGUGUUUAAGCACCUUUUCUGAGCUUCGAAUUCAAACCGAAAAACAUUAUGCCAUUUCAAACCUGUUCAGAUAUAACCGAAGCAGUGGCUUUAGAAACAAGCUUGGGCUUAUAUUUGAAACCAAUUUCAAAAAUCAAAAUAAGCGUUCAAUUACCAAAAUUAAAGGUAGCUGGCCAAAGCAUAUCAAGUUGGCAAGUCAUGGAGAAAUUGAAAGCAAUGAUCCGUCCUGAUGUGUUUCGGCUUUUGAAAACGUUAAAAAUCACCUCAGCUGUCAUCAAAUUCGAAGGUGAGCUCGAAACAAAAGCAGCAUGUGAGCGAGCUCUGGCUCGUGUUCGUGCGGCUGGUUGUCUUCAAUUAAAUGGAUUUUCAGAAUGGUUGCAAAUAAGAGCUACUCACGCUGCAAGUGCGGGCCCCACCAGGCACGACUGGGAUGCCUUUUUCCGCGAUGCCAGAGGUGUAGAUGAGAUGAAACCUGGCGAAAGACCAGACACUAUUUAUUUACAAGAGCUUCCGGUACGGUGGUUUGCAGAAUCCAGUAAACAGCAAAAACCUAGUGAAAGAAUUCUCCGCAAGGCUUUCUCCAGCUUCGGAAGAAUUAGGAGGUUGGAGGUUCCCCAGAAAGCCAAAGGAGAUGAACUGACAUUUGGAAAAACGAGUUCUCUUCAAAGUGACUUGUUAUUUGAAGUAUACAUUCAAUACGAAGAAUAUGUAGAAUUUGCUACCGCUAUGGAUUCUUUACGAGGUAAAAAACUCCUUUUCAAGGAUCCCGAUGGAAAAGUAUAUUUUGCAGAAAUCAAGGUGGACUUUGACCGAACGAAUUACCUCAGUGAUAGGUGCAUCAAGAAACGUAAUGCUGAAACUCAUAAGGUGCCAUUAAUUUCAUCAUUCACUAAAGAUAAAACUGUAGAAAAUGCAAUGAAAGAAGUAAUGAAAAAUGCAAGUCAAAUACAGAUUGCAAAAGGUGCCACUAAAGAACAGCAUUUUCACUCAAAAGAUGAGGAAAAUAGCAUGAAAAUUCUUUUAAAAGAACUUCUACACAGAGCUGAGAUGGCAGAAAAAAAGAGAGAGCAGGAAAAUCAAGAAAGGAUGGAAAAAGAACGGUUGAGGGAGUUAGAAAUAGAACAACAAAAAAAAGUUGAGGAGUUUAAAAAGCUGGAGAAGAAAAGACAAGAAAUGUUGAUAAAACAAGAAAGAAUUUUAAAAGAAAAACUUUUGCGAAAUUUGAAAGAAAAAAAGCAGCAAAAAUUAAUGGAAAUUAGGGAAAAACUUAGAAGAGAAUUAGCGGGUCGCAAAGUUUUAAAAAGUGUCUUAGUAUGCGUAAGUCCAAAACAUGACAGAAAAGGUUGCUAAUAUUGCAUGAUAUACCUUCAACAGAGCUUAAAAAAC